Ipomoea nil (Japanese morning glory) is the source of this 547-nucleotide messenger RNA. RefSeq names its product potassium channel AKT1-like. The coding region runs from base 57 to 407 and encodes 116 amino acids. Gene Ontology annotation, molecular function: protein binding; voltage-gated potassium channel activity. Gene Ontology annotation, biological process: potassium ion transport. The record is from RefSeq and is a predicted model, not a curated record. The transcript has 4 exons. NCBI's taxonomy places the organism in Eukaryota, Viridiplantae, Streptophyta, Magnoliopsida, Solanales, Convolvulaceae.
GUUCAUUACUUAAUGUAAUUGUAGGCUAAGGUAAUGUUGGCAAUGGAACCAUAAUCAUGAACAAUCUGCUUCAGCAUCUGAAGGACAUGAGGGAUCCAAUUAUGGAAGUAGUUCUCUUAGAGACAGAGAACAUGUUAGCCCGCGGAAGAAUGGACCUCUGCUUCGCGACGCUCAGAGGAGACAAUCUGCUAUUGCAUCACUUGUUGAAACGUGGCCUCGAUCCAAAUGAAUCCGACAACAACGGGAGAACAGCUCUUCAUAUAGCAGCAUCAAAAGGAUAUCAAAACUGUGUUCUUCUUCUUCUGGACUUUGGAGCUGAUCCCAACAGCAGAGAUUCUGAAGGGAGUGUGCCAUUGUGGGUAGCCAUCUUGGGAAAACAUGAAUCAAUGACCAGACAACGGCGCUAAAUUAUCCUUGGGUGAUGUAGGUCAGUUCACGUGCACUGCAGCUGAGGAGAACAACCUGGAACUACUCUGAUGUUUACAUGUAUUCUUGUGUGCCAUUGUGUAUUAAGUUGUGUGUCUGAUACUAAUUUAUCGUGUGCCCG